GACGCCCGGUCGGCUCCCGCUUUCCCAUUGCAUCACAUCCCGCACGCGAUCCAGCCGCCCUGCCCAGCUCCCGCCCAAAAAGUCAGCCUUGAUUCCACAGAUACCGCAAAACACAACAACCCUUUCUGCGACACCCCAUCCGCUCUCUCCUAUUCUCCAGUCGCCCGCCAUGGCUGACGCGACCAACACCAACGAUGAGCUUUACCCCAUCGCCGUCCUCAUCGACGAGUUGAAGCAGCACGACGAUGUCUUGCUUCGACUCAAUGCAAUCCACCGAUUGUCAACCAUCGCUCUCGCCUUGGGCGCCGAACGCACCCGCGAGGAACUGAUACCCUUCCUUGACGAGUCUGUCGAGGAUGAGGAUGAGGUUCUCGUCGCGUUGAGCGAGGAGCUGGGAAGCUUUAUCGACUACGUCGGCGGUCCUCAGUGGGGUCACGUCCUGCUCUCCCCCCUCGAAAACCUUGCGGCUAUAGAGGAGCCCGUCGUGCGGGAUAAGGCUGUUGAGUCGCUGAACAAGAUCUGCGGCGAGCUCUCCUCGGAGCAAGUGGAACAGUACUUCAUCCCUCUGGCGAUCCGCCUCUCGAAGGCCGACUGGUUUACUUCCAAAGUUUCCGGUUGCGGCCUGUACACGGCGCCGUAUUCCAAAGUCUCGCCUCCUGUCCAAGCACAGCUCCGGCAGCAGUUUGGCCAGCUGGUCCACGAUGAUACGCCUAUGGUUCGUCGCCAGGCUGCCACGAACCUGGCCAAAUUCGUGAAGGAGAUGCCUGCCGCCAUUGUCGUUGAAGAGAUGAUUCCCAUGUUCCAGCACCUUGUUCAGGACGACCAGGACAGCGUCCGGUUGCUUACUGUCGAGGUGCUGAUUUCGAUUGCAGAGGUCGUCCCUAAGGAGCAGCAGGCGAGUCACGGUGUCCUCCUGACAUCUCUGCGCAGCUUAAUAGAAGACAAGAGCUGGAGGGUUCGGUACAUGAUCGCCGACAGAUUCGAGAAGAUUGCGAAGGCUGUCGACGAGGAGGUUGUGGCAAGGGAUCUGGUGCCCGCUUUCGUAAAACUGCUGAAGGACAACGAAGCCGAGGUGCGGACAGCCAUUGCCGGCCAGAUCCCUGGCUUCUGCGCACUUGUGGACCGAAACACCUUGCUCAACGAGAUCAUGGGCACCGUUGAGAAUCUGGUGUCGGACACGUCCCAACACGUCCGUGCAGCCCUCGGGACACAGAUCAGCGGCUUAGCCCCGAUAUUGGGCAAGCAAGAGACUAUCGAUCACUUGUUGCCCAUGUUCCUCCAGAUGCUGAAGGACGAGUUCCCCGAGGUCCGCCUCCACAUCAUCUCCAAACUGGAGUUGGUAAAUCAAGUCAUUGGCAUCGACUUGCUUGCGCAGUCCCUACUGCCUGCCAUCGUCCAACUCGCCGAGGACAAGCAAUGGCGUGUACGGCUAGCUAUUAUCGGCCACAUGCCCCUCCUCGCCAGCCAGCUUGGCGUUAAGUUCUUCGACGAGAAGCUCAGUCAGCUAUGCAUGGGCUGGCUCGGCGACACCGUCUUCUCCAUCCGUGAGGCAGCGACCCACAAUCUCAAAAAGCUUACCGAGGUUUUCGGUGUCGAGUGGGCCAGCGAGGCCAUCAUCCCAAAGGUUAUGGCGAUGGGAGGCCACCCUAACUAUCUUUACAGGAUGACAACGUGCUUCGCAAUCUCGACAUUAUCCAGCGUCGUGACCAUGGAUGUUAUCUCCAAGUCGAUUCUCCCCAUGCUGGAGAAGCUAACGAACGACGACAUCCCGAACAUCCGGUUCAAUGUCGCGAAGACAUACCAGGCCCUGAUUGGCGUGCUGCGGCGGCUGCCGGACCAAGGGACCAUCUAUACCCUCGAGCAGGCCGGGACGCCGUUCACGGCGUCUCCAAGAGGGCAGCAACUGAUUGACGAGCGGAUCAUGCCCAGCUUGGAGAAGCUUCAGAAGGACGAUGAUGUGGACGUGCGAUAUUUUGCGACCAUGGCGGCAGCUGCGGCGACGGGAGCGGCCCCAGGUGGUGGAGAGCCCAUGAACACAUCACCAUAGAAGAGAGAGUCUUAAUGAAGCAAUCCAGUUGGUUCCCGUCCUUUCGCGCCUGAGACCGGUCUGGGUUGCUCUCUGCAUUUUCCUCCGCCAUCUCUAUUUCGCUAGAUGUUGCCUCGAAUUUAUAUCGUACAGUCCGGGCUGGCUGCGUGGUUAUCUGC
Messenger RNA from Chaetomium strumarium, 2205 nucleotides. RefSeq names its product armadillo-type protein. Gene Ontology annotation, cellular component: protein phosphatase type 2A complex; cytoplasm. Gene Ontology annotation, biological process: protein dephosphorylation. NCBI's taxonomy places the organism in Eukaryota, Fungi, Ascomycota, Sordariomycetes, Sordariales, Chaetomiaceae. The record is from RefSeq and is a predicted model, not a curated record. The coding region runs from base 170 to 2047 and encodes 625 amino acids. Gene Ontology annotation, molecular function: protein phosphatase regulator activity. The transcript has 7 exons.